Molecule: messenger RNA, 1347 nt
Organism: Camelina sativa (false flax)
Lineage: Eukaryota; Viridiplantae; Streptophyta; Magnoliopsida; Brassicales; Brassicaceae
Product: amino acid transporter AVT1H-like
Biological process (GO): amino acid transmembrane transport
Cellular component (GO): vacuolar membrane
Molecular function (GO): L-amino acid transmembrane transporter activity
Source: RefSeq, a predicted model, not a curated record
CGAACUGCCUACGUAGUAGAAACAUGUCGGGAACGAAGAUCUGUGUUGCGUGUGUUGAGGAAAAUAAAGGGUGUGAAUGUGAGCUCGAAACCGGGGUUAAAGAGUUGGGGUUGUUGGAGGCUUCUGAAAAUAGUUCAUUUCUUCACUCUGUUAUCAACAUGGUUGGUAUGCUCAUUGGACUAGGCCAACUAUCAAUGCCAUACGCCGUGGAAAGCGGCGGUUGGAUCUCAAUCUUCCUCCUCAUAUCCUUCGGAAUCCUCACUAGUUACACUUCCCACAUCCUCGGACACUGUCUCCGCCGCAACCCCAAAUCCAAAUCCUACUCUGACAUAGGCCACUCAGCAUUCGGCCGUCACGGCCGCCUCAUCGCCUCCCUCUUCAUCUACCUCGAAAUCUUCAUGGCCUUAGUUUCCUACACUAUCUCCCUCCACGACAACAUCUCCGCCGCUUUUCCCGCCACUUUUAGUCACCACAGCAACGGUCAUUUCCCGGCUGCAAAGCUGACGGCUGUCGCGGUGGUUAUCGCCUUGCCGAGCCUCUGGAUUAGAGAUUUGUCUUCCAUCUCGUUUCUUUCUUCCGGUGGGAUUCUUAUGUCGGCUAUUAUAUUUUGUUCGGUGGUUUACACGGCCGUGUUUGGAGGCGUUACUGAUGAUGGGAGGAUUCCGGCGCUCCGGUUAGGGAAUCUUCCGACGGUUUCGGGAAUCUAUUUGUUCGGUUUCGGUGGACACAUCGUGUUUCCUAAUCUAUACACUUCCAUGAAAGAUCCCUCCAAAUUCACAAAGGUAUCGAUCGUAAGCUUCGCUACGGUGACGGCUCUAUACACUGCACUAGCAAUCACAGGAGCGAAGAUGUUCGGACCAAGCGUAAAUCCCCAAAUUACCCUCAGUCUUCCAAAACAUUUACUAGUUACCAAGAUCGCUCUCUGGGCCACUGUACUAACCCCGAUGACCAAAUACGCCUUAGAGUUCGCUCCUUUAGCUAUCCAGCUCGAACGUAGCCUUCCUCCUACCAUGACCGAUCGUACCAAGCUCGUGGCUCGUGGUCUUAUGGGCUCCGCUCUGUUGCUUGUCAUUCUUGCAUUGGCUUUAACCGUCCCUUACUUUGGUUACGUCUUGAGCCUCUCGGGCUCAUUGGUUAGCGUCACGAUCGCUUUGACAUUACCGUCUGCUUUCUACUUGAAGAUUUGCUGGGACGGGAUGUCGAAAUUUACAAGAGUCGCCAAUCUCGGGUUUGUUGUUCUCGGGUGUGUUCUUGGAGUUCUUGGAUCAUUUGAAUCAUCAAAGUUGCUUGUGAAAGAAAUCUUUCGCGCUCAUGGAGUUUGAGCGGUUAGUUAUAAAAGUUUCGGAA